AUGGGCCCGAAAAGUGCGGUGGUACGUGCCGCCAAAGAAGCGUACGAGGUCGCCCGGGACUCCGAUCAAGUAAUCGAAUCUUUGAAAAUGGAGAUGGAGUCUUUGCAUUCACGUACCCCGGACCACACUGAGACGGCUGAGCCUGGGUCCUCUCGCGAAUCACUAGCAUACAAAGAUGCGCAGGUCUGGAAAGACCUCAAAACUGAGACUGGCUUUGCUUCCUGCACGGAUUAUAUGGAGUUCUACAAGAAGGUUCGCCCUGAUUUCGAAGACCGGCUACAGCAAUUCCGAGAGUUGCCAGGACAUGCCCUGAGCCUUCGUCGCGAUUGUUACUCAGGAACUGCGCUCAUCCAAGCUCUACGUGAACCACCAGGAAAUGUUUGUACGCAACUCGUGCUUUGGUCAUUGAAUGCCGGUGGGCUCAAGACGUUGGACCAGGAAAUGGCGGAAGCUUUGAUCUUGGGAUUGAAGUUAGAUCCCCAGCUUCUAGCAGAUUAUGAUCGCUUGGCGAGGGAGGACCAUCACCCUCGCAGCAAGGGUUUACUUACUUCUCAAAUCAAGAGUGUAGUAACCAACUAUACCGUCACUACUCUGUCACAAAAAUUUAUGCCUGAAGUAGCGAACGCGGUCCCUGUCCUGCUAGUAGCAUUUCGACACUAUGGUUACGGACGCCUUUACGGAGGCCUUUCGGCCGAAGACAUCCUUGCUAAAAGUGACCAAGGAAAACCACCAUUUCAUAUAUCAUCUGUUGAAGAGAGCAGGGGAACAGAAGAUGAUAAUGAGACAAAAAUAGGGCAACUCUAUGCCAGAAGUGUGGAAACUUUCAUGGCGCAAGGUCGACUUGCCACUCCAAGCCUACUGCUGGCGGCUACGUCGCCUCUGCUUUCUAUCGAGGCUUACCGGGUACAAGACGCAUCCGAUGACCUUCAAGGUACAUACGAUAAACUCGCAAAGCACAGAAUCUGGCGCUGGGAUAUCUCAGACACGUACCAUAGGCACUUAGACAAGAAUCUAGACAUACAGCGUCUAAACUUACGUCGGAUUUUGGAGGAAGGUGAGACCCACGUGAGCCAAAUUCUCAGGUACCUGCUCUCUGAAGUCGACUUCGACUGGUCCGAAGAGCCUUCGUACGUGAGUAUCAAGGCAGAUUGGAGAAGUCUCAUUGAUGAAGCGCGUCGUUUGGAAGCCGAAGUCCGAGACUAUAUGCAACUUCAAGUUGGGAAUCUGUCCUUAGAGGAAUCGCGGAGAUCCAUUGAAUUAUCAAAUAUCCAAAUUCGUGAAUCCCAAAGUGUCACAAUACUCGCCUUUGUAUACGUGCCUCUCAAUCUUGCGACUUCCAUAUUCGGUAUGAAUAUUCAACAACUGAAUCACAACGGACAAAAUCUUUGGGUCUUCUUUGUGACGGCCGUUGUAGCCUUGUUGGUCACAGGUGGCUCCUGGGUAUGCUCAAAAAAAGCCAUGGCAUGGUACAAGGAACGGGCAGCAGUCAGUAGAGCAUACGCAAAGAAGGAGGGAAAGCAGGAGUAUGGAUUGCUGCUUCGCAUGGCCAUGUUGGUAUGGCUCGUGCGCAAUGGGCACACGGCCUGGAUGUGGAAGUCAGGAGCCUGGUUAGCCAUUCUAAUGAACAGCAAGACCCCUGGUGAAACAACAUACGCGAGGAAUCUUGUAAAGCCAGCAUGUAUCUAUGUUUCGGAAUACAGUCGGUGA
Messenger RNA from Letharia lupina, 1707 nucleotides. RefSeq lists its product as uncharacterized. Gene Ontology annotation, biological process: transmembrane transport; metal ion transport. NCBI's taxonomy places the organism in Eukaryota, Fungi, Ascomycota, Lecanoromycetes, Lecanorales, Parmeliaceae. Bases 1 to 1707 code for a protein of 568 amino acids. The record is from RefSeq and is a predicted model, not a curated record. Gene Ontology annotation, cellular component: membrane. The transcript has 4 exons. Gene Ontology annotation, molecular function: metal ion transmembrane transporter activity.